Molecule: messenger RNA, 471 nt
Organism: Microdochium trichocladiopsis
Lineage: Eukaryota; Fungi; Ascomycota; Sordariomycetes; Xylariales; Microdochiaceae
Product: heterokaryon incompatibility
Exons: 1
Coding region: 1-471 (156 amino acids)
Source: RefSeq, a predicted model, not a curated record
AUGAGGCUGCUCAAGACGGACAACCUCCAGUUUGAGGAAUGCCAUGACGGUCGAACACUAGCGUAUGCAAUCCUGUCCCACCGCUGGCGUGAGCCCGAGCUCUCGUACCAGGAUAUGUGUCGCAUUAUCGAGCAUGGCAUUGACCCGCACGGGCCGAAGAUACCAAGCUACCGCAAGAUAAUGAGCUGCCGUGAUCAGGCGCAGAGGAACGGUCUCAAAUACAUAUGGGUCGAUACCUGUUGCAUUGACAAAGCCAGCAGUGCCGAGUUGCAAAAGGCUAUCAACUCUAUGGGGCAAUGGUACGCAGAAUCGGCAAUAUGCUACGCCUAUCUCGACGACGUCGACCUUUCCAGUGUUCCCCAAGGUCCUCCUGGCAGAUUCCAGCACGAAGUCUACAAAGCUUUGCACAGUUCUGAGUGGUUCACGCGAGGCUGGACGCUCCAAGAAGCUACGGCGGGCCCGCUCAGCUAG